This is a messenger RNA of Enterospora canceri, 276 nucleotides long. Lineage: Eukaryota; Fungi; Microsporidia; Enterocytozoonidae. The record is from the annotation of a GenBank genome assembly.
AUGGAUGAGAUUGUUACUAAAUUGGGUAUGAAUGAAAUUAUUAAUGAAUUGGUUGAUGGAAUCUAUGAAAACAGGAAUGUGACAGGAGUAGAAGCAUCAUUCAUAGGAAGAAGAGUGGGAUUGGGGUACAGGAAUAAGUACGAGGGAGAGGAGGAAGUGAAAGAGGGGAUGAAGAGGGUUGUGAAGAUUAUGAAGGGUGUGAGUAAUAAAAGUAGAAAGAGUAGUGAGAGAGGUGAUUACGAGAGUAGUGAAAUAGUGGUGAGGAUAAAGAGGUGA